Molecule: messenger RNA, 881 nt
Organism: Drosophila willistoni
Lineage: Eukaryota; Metazoa; Arthropoda; Insecta; Diptera; Drosophilidae
Gene: Cpr64Ac
Product: cuticle protein 7
Exons: 2
Coding region: 36-653 (205 amino acids)
Cellular component (GO): extracellular matrix
Source: RefSeq, a predicted model, not a curated record
CUUCCUUGCAUCCAAAAGUCUCCUCCGCUCUCAAUAUGAUUGCCCAGACGUUGUUCGUUCUUGGACUGGCGCUGUCGGUAACCCAGGCUCUACCCAUCGAUCCUUAUGGCCCCUCCUUGUUGUCCGCACCGGCCAUCUCAUAUGCCACUGGCCCUAAACUUCUAGCUGCUCCUGCCAUUUCGUAUGCUGCACCCAAAUUGUUAGCUGCUCCUGCCAUCUCGUAUGCCACUGGACCCAAAUUGCUGGCUGCUCCUGCCAUCUCAUAUGCACCCAAAUUGCUAGCUGCUCCAACUUUAUUGGCUGCACCGGCUCCAGCUUUAGCUGUGGCUAAGGUUGCCGUGCCGGAACCAUAUGAUCCCAAUCCUCAAUACAGUUUCUCAUAUGGAGUAACCGAUCAACACACUGGCGAUUCCAAGCAACAGGAGGAGACUCUGGUCAAUGGUGUCGUUCAGGGUAGUUACUCUUUGGCCGAACCCGAUGGCACCAUUCGCAAGGUAACCUAUACCGCUGACAAAAUCAAUGGAUUCAAUGCAAUUGUCGAGAAGAAGGGUGUGGCCAUUGCUAAGCCCGCUUUGGCUGUGGCCGCUGUUCCUGCUCUGACUAAAAUUGGAUACGCCUCUGCUCCUGGUCUCAGUUUGGCCGGACACUACUAAGCAAACCAGCAACCAACAGAACACAAUUAAGGGUCCACCGAUCUUAUAGACCGUUGUUAAAUAGUUAUAAUGCUCCUUAUUUUUCAUCAUCUUCAUCUUUCUAACUUUCGCUCUGCCAUUAGCAGAAAUGUCGUGCAAAUGCUGUUGCCUCCAAAUAGGUUUAAAUACCCCAACCAAAACUCCCUUCCCCUAUAUGUAUAUAUAGUGUUGUUCUGGAGAACAGCUAUC